Molecule: messenger RNA, 5820 nt
Organism: Penicillium cinerascens
Lineage: Eukaryota; Fungi; Ascomycota; Eurotiomycetes; Eurotiales; Aspergillaceae
Product: Arf family guanine nucleotide exchange factor SEC7
Exons: 4
Coding region: 1-5820 (1939 amino acids)
Biological process (GO): regulation of ARF protein signal transduction
Molecular function (GO): guanyl-nucleotide exchange factor activity
Source: RefSeq, a predicted model, not a curated record
AUGGCGGACGUGGACCCCGGCUCCGAGCCGAAUCAUCAUUCCGACUCGCCCGAUCCCGAGAAGGCCUCCGUGCAUGCCUCCGCCGAAGCUCCCUCGGUUUUGGCAGACGACAAGCCCGUCCUGACCGAACGGACAGAAUGGCAGGAGGUCAGGAAAGAGGCUGCGGACCAACAUGAAGGACAGGAUUUGCCGAAUAACGAAGAAGAGACCGAGGAAAAGCCUGAGGUUCCGCCUAAGGAUGAGGAGGAGCAACCCCCCGAGGAGCCAGAACAACGAAAGGCAGACGUACCGCCUGAGAUCCACGAGCCGGAGCCCAUGGAGGACAAUGUGCCACAGAGUCGAAUGCGAUCCGAUUCUCGAUCCACGACGGCUACCUUCGCUACGCAACGGUCCGGCACAGUCAGCUCGACUGUUUUCAUCGUGACCGCCCUCGAUACCAUUGGGGCUUCGCGGGAGGCGCGGAGGAGCAAAGAGCUAGAAAAUGCGGUGCAGGUGGCUCUUUCAAAUGUCAGGUCUACGGAUGGGCAACCGAUUGACCCCGAGCUCAUCUUUCGCCCGCUGCACUUGGCUAGCAAGACCCUCAGCGUUCCGCUCCAGGUCACCGCGUUGGACUGCAUUGGCAAAUUGAUCACAUACUCUUAUUUUGCCUUCCCAUCCGCCGAUUCCGAAAACGAGGCUACCCCCGAAAAGCCUCCCCUGAUCGAGCGUGCCAUCGAUGCUAUCUGCGACUGUUUUGAGAACGAAGCCACCCCCAACGAGAUCCAGCAGCAGAUCAUCAAAUCCCUCUUGGCAGCGGUGCUGAACGACCGAGUCGUGGUUCAUGGAGCUGGUCUCCUGAAAGCCGUUCGCCAGAUCUACAACAUCUUUAUAUACUCCAAGUCGAGCCAGAACCAGCAGAUCGCCCAAGGGUCGCUCACCCAGAUGGUGAGCACGGUGUUUGACCGAGUCCGGGUCCGGCUGGACCUGAAGGAACUCCGGACUCAUGACGUUGAAAAAACCGGAAGUGGUCUGGACGCGUCGGCCAGUGACCAGGGCGGGAUGUCGGAGGCUGCUUCUGUAUCGGUGGCCGACCAGCCCGUGACCAAAGAGCCCACCAGCGAGAAGCUCACACUACAGAGUUUCGAAUCUCCCAAGGAAGUCACGACUGUCAACGACAAUGCGCCGACCACGGUCACUCGGGCCAAAUUGACACGAUCUAACACCCGCUCAAUGUCCGGCAUCCCUGAAGAGAAGGAUGAUGAUAACUCUGCCGAGGAUGAGGUGGACGAGGUCUACGUCAAAGACUCUUUCUUGGUCUUCCGAGCUCUCUGCAAGCUGAGCCACAAGGUUCUUGGUCAUGACCAACAGCAGGACAUCAAGUCUCAGAAUAUGCGGUCCAAGAUUCUGUCGCUGCACCUCAUUCACUAUCUCAUCAACAACCACAUCAACACCUUUACCUCUCCGCUUGCAGCGAUCAAGAACAGCUCCACCAGUACAGAGGCGAUGACGCUUCUUCAGGCUGUGCGACCUCAUCUCUGUCUGAGUUUGAGUCGCAAUGGCUCGAGCGCGGUGCCUCAUGUAUUCAAGGUCUGCUGUGAGAUUUUCUGGCUGAUGCUCAAGGACAUGCGGGUCAUGAUGAAGAAGGAGCUGGAGGUCUUUCUCAAGGAGAUCUACUUGGCGAUUCUCGAAAAGCGAGCUGCCCCCUCCUUCCAGAAGCGGUACUUCAUGGAGGUCCUGGAGAGGUUGGGUAGCGACCCGCGUGCACUGGUCGAGAUUUAUCUCAACUACGAUUGUGAUCGGACUGCCUUGGAGAACAUCUUCCAAAACAUCAUUGAACAACUCUCACGCUACGCAAGUGUGCCGGUUGUCACUACAUCUUCCCAGCAACACCACUUUCUGGAGCACCACACCAAGAUGUCUAGCGUUGGGGCUGAAUGGCAUCAGCGUGGGACACUGCCUCCCUCGCUCACAACCGCCAACAUCACACCUCCUCCGCAACCGGCUGCACCAAGUAUUCCGCCCGAUUAUAUCCUGAAGCAGCAGGCUCUGGAAUCUCUUGUGGAGAUUUUGCGGUCCUUGGACAAUUGGGGUUCACAGCGUCUGGAUGACCACCCAGUCCAGACUGCCGAUCCGUCCAAGUCGAUGGAUAACUCCCGCGAGUCUCUAGACACCAGUAUCGUUGCCUCGCCGCGCCCCGAAGCCCUUGACACGGGCCGGUCUACCCCUCUACCUGACGAUGACCCGAACCAGAUGGAAAAGGUCAAGCAGCGAAAAAUUGCUCUGAUGAACGCCAUUCAGCAGUUCAACUUCAAGCCCAAGCGUGGUAUCAAGCUUUUCCUCCAGGAGGGAUUUAUCCGAUCGGAUGCCCCAGAUGACAUUGCCGCCUUUUUGCUGCGCAAUGAUCGCCUGGACAAAGCCAUGCUGGGUGAAUACUUGGGUGAGGGUGAGCCCGAGAACAUUGCCAUCAUGCACUCAUUUGUGGACGCAAUGGAGUUCACCAAGCGACGCUUUGUUGAAUCCCUCCGCUCAUUCUUGCAGCAUUUCCGUCUGCCCGGAGAAGCCCAAAAGAUUGAUCGAUUCAUGCUCAAGUUUGCGGAGCGAUACACAACUCAGAACCCCAAUGCUUUCGCCAACGCAGACACCGCCUAUGUGCUUGCGUAUUCAGUGAUCAUGCUGAAUACUGAUCAGCACAGUGCCAAAAUCAAGGGCCCUCGCAUGACCAAGGAAGAUUUCAUUAAGAACAACCGCGGUAUCAACGACAACCAGGACCUGCCUUCUGAGUACCUUGUGUCCAUUUUUGAUGAAAUCGCAAACAACGAGAUUGUCUUGGACACGGAACGGGAACAUGCCGCGAAUAUUGGCAUCCAGCCCUCUACCCCAGCCGGGCUGGCGACUCGCGCUGGCCAGGUGUUUGCGACCGUUGGCCGCGACAUCCAGGGGGAGAAAUACGCCCAGGCGUCUGAGGAAAUGGCCAACAAGACGGAGCAGCUAUAUCGCUCUCUCAUCCGGGCUCAGCGCAAGACGGCGGUUCGCGAUGCUCUUUCGCGCUUCAUUCCUGCCACCUCCGUUCGACACGUUGGAUCGAUGUUCAAUGUUAGUUGGAUGUCCUUCUUGUCUGGAUUGUCCGCCCCCAUGCAAGACACCCAGAACAUCGAGACCAUUCGACUUUGCAUGGAGGGUCUGAAGCUGUCGAUUCGCAUAAGCUGUGCAUUCGACUUGGAGACUCCCCGGGUCGCAUUUGUCACAGCUCUUGCAAAGUUCACCAACCUUGGAAACGUAAGGGAAAUGCAGGCCAAGAACUUUGAGGCUCUGAAGUCGCUGCUCGAUGUUGCUCUCACCGAGGGUAACCAUCUUCGCAGCUCAUGGCGCGAGAUUUUGACUUGUGUCAGCCAGCUUGACCGGUUGCAGUUGUUGAGCGACGGUGUUGAUGAGGGCUCGUUGCCCGAUGUCUCGCGUGCUCCGUCAACAAUUGAUUCUCCUCGAAAGUCCAUGCAGAGCACGCGACGAGCACGCCCGCGCUCGGUGAACGGUCCAACGGCUUUCCGUGCAGAGGUUGCCAUGGAGAGUCGAUCUGCUGAUAUGGUUCGUGGCGUAGAUCGAAUCUUCACCAACACCGCCAAUCUGUCGCACGAAGCCAUCAUCGACUUUGUACGGGCACUGAGCGAGGUGAGCUGGCAGGAGAUCCAGUCUUCUGGGCACAGUGAGUCUCCGCGAACAUACAGUUUGCAGAAGCUGGUCGAGAUCAGUUACUACAACAUGACUCGUGUCCGUAUCGAGUGGUCGAAGAUCUGGGAGGUCUUAGGCCAGCACUUCAACCAAGUUGGCUGCCACUCCAACACUACGGUGGUCUUCUUUGCCUUGGAUUCGCUCCGACAGCUGUCGAUGCGGUUCAUGGAGAUUGGCGAGUUGCCCGGCUUCAAGUUCCAGAAGGACUUCCUGAAGCCCUUCGAGCACGUCAUGGCGAACAGCACUACUGCUGCCGUCAAGGAUAUGAUUCUUCGCUGUCUGAUCCAGAUGGUCCAGGCCCGGGGUGAUAACAUUCGGUCUGGAUGGAAGACCAUGUUCGGCGUCUUCACGGUGGCAGCUCGGGAGCCCUAUGAGGGCAUUGUGAACAUGGCGUUUGACCAUGUCACCCAAAUCUACAACGAGCGAUUCGGCGUCGUUAUCACCCAGGGUGCAUUUGCGGAUCUCAUUGUCUGCCUGACUGAAUUCUCCAAGAACUCCAAGUUCCAGAAGAAGUCGUUGCAGGCUAUUGAGCUUCUCAAGUCGACCGUCACCAAGAUGCUGCGUACUCCGGAGUGCCCGCUCUCUCGCCGCGGCGAUUCUGCUCCCAAGCUUCCUGAAGAGGGAACCAAUCUAGCGAAGCAACUCACUCGCCAAUCCAAGGAAGAGCAAUUCUGGUAUCCGAUUCUCAUCGCUUUCCAGGACGUGUUGAUGACUGGUGAUGAUUUGGAAGUCCGAUCUCGGGCACUCACAUACCUCUUUGAUACCCUGAUCCGCCACGGCGGUGAUUUCCCGCGGGACUUCUGGGAUGUACUCUGGCGGCAACUGCUCUGCCCGAUCUUUGUGGUUUUGCAAUCCAAGUCCGAAAUGUCCAAGGUCCCCAACCAUGAGGAUCUUUCGGUCUGGCUGUCGACCACCAUGAUUCAGGCUCUGCGUAACAUGAUCACCCUCUUUACUCACUAUUUCGAUUCGUUGGAGUACAUGCUGGGCCGCUUCUUGGAACUGCUCACUCUUUGCAUCUGCCAGGAGAACGACACAAUCGCACGAAUCGGUAGCAACUGCCUGCAGCAGCUGAUCUUGCAGAAUGUCUCCAAGUUCCGUGACGAGCACUGGACUCAGAUUGUUGGGGCCUUUGUGGAGCUCUUCAACAAGACCACGGCGUAUGAACUGUUCACGGCAGCAGCCUCGGUGUCGAAGUUGACUGACGCUGCGGCCACCAAUGGUGAUAUCGCCCAAGUUUCCGAAACUGGCACCGAAGUUUCGACCGAGUUGCCCGAUGCCCUGCAGCCGAACGGAUCACAGAGCACCACCACGCUCACGGACGGGGGUGACCCGCCAGCGCAGAGCGAGGCUCGUGCCGAACUCGAGGACUACCGGCCCCAUGCCGAUCCGCAACAACAGCCGGCUGCGGUCACCGUGGCACGGCGUCGCUUCUUCAACCGCAUCAUCACCAACUGCGUCCUGCAACUUCUGAUGAUCGAGACUGUCCAUGAACUGUUUUCGAAUGACAAUGUCUACGCGCAGAUUCCUAGCCACGAGCUCCUGCGGUUGAUGGGUCUUUUGAAGAAGAGCUACCAGUUUGCCAAGAAGUUCAACGAGGACAAGGACCUGCGCAUGCAGCUGUGGCGUCAGGGCUUCAUGAAGCAGCCUCCCAACCUGCUCAAGCAGGAGAGCGGCAGUGCUGCCACCUACGUCCACAUCCUCUUCCGCAUGUAUCACGAUGAACGGGAGGAGCGACAGAGCAGCCGUGCCGAAACCGAGGCGGCUCUCAUUCCUCUCUGUGCGGAUAUCAUUACCAGCUUUGUCCGUCUCGAUGAGGAGACCCAGAACCGUAACAUCGUGGCCUGGCGGCCGGUGGUUGUGGAUGUCAUCGACGGCUACAACAACUUCCCCCAGGAGGGCUUUGACAAACACGUUGAGACCUUCUACCCGUUGGGAGUGGAGCUUCUUGGCCGCGAUCUCAACCCGGAGAUCCGCGUCGCACUGCAGUCGCUGCUGCGCCGGAUCGGCGAAGUCCGCCUGGGCGUGGCGCCGCCCAACCCGCUGGACGCUCCGAUCAGUCCGCGGAGCUCCGUCUCGCAAAAGGGCUCGCGCCGCGCCAGCCAGCUUUCAUCUUGA